Abrus precatorius (Indian licorice) is the source of this 3536-nucleotide messenger RNA. Its product is annotated as flavonol 3-O-glucosyltransferase UGT89B1-like. Gene Ontology annotation, molecular function: UDP-glycosyltransferase activity. NCBI's taxonomy places the organism in Eukaryota, Viridiplantae, Streptophyta, Magnoliopsida, Fabales, Fabaceae. The transcript has a single exon. The record is from RefSeq and is a predicted model, not a curated record. The coding region runs from base 27 to 1394 and encodes 455 amino acids.
CUUGAAAAAGAAAACAUUGCAGAACCAUGUCCACAUCACAAACUCACGUGCUCGCUUACCCCUUCCCUUCUUCAGGUCACGUGAUCCCAAUCAUUGACCUCGCCAAAGCCCUUGUAUCUCGCGGUGUACGAGUCACGGUUUUAGUCACUUCAUCGAACCAAGCCUUAGUCCCAACCACCUAUUCCCCUCUUCUCCAAACUCUUCUUCUACCCGCGCCUAACGCCUCCGACCCCAACCAAAUCAGGCUCGUAGCUCUCGUCACCUUCAUGCGCCAAUACCACUACCCCAUCCUCCUCGACUGGGCCCAGGCCCACCUUCCACCCCCUUCAGUUAUCAUCUCUGACUUCUUCCUCGGCUGGACCCACCACCUCGCACGUGACCUCAACGUGCCACGCCUCGUUUUCUCCCCCUCCGGUGCUUUCGCUCUUUCCGUCUCUUACUCCCUCUGGCGCGACACCCCCCGAAACGACAACCCCGAAGACCCCAACUCCGUCGUUUCGUUCCCCGACCUACCGAACUCCCCAGUUUACCCCUGGUGGCAAAUCACGCACCAAUUCACAGCCCCCGAGAGAGGGGGACCCGAAUGGGAAUUUCACAGGGAGAACAUGCUCUUCAACAUUGACUCAUGGGGCGUCGUUUUCAACACGUUCACCGAAUUAGAACGUGUUUACCUUGACCACAUGAAGAAAUAUCUUCACCAACGAGUAUGGGCCGUGGGUCCGGUUCUACCGGACCAGAAAAGCGGACCGGAAAACCGAGGUGGGUCAAGCACCGUCACGCGCCAUAACCUCAUGGAAUGGCUCGACGCACGCGCGGAUGGUUCGGUUGUUUACGUGUGCUUCGGGAGCCGCACCUUUCUCACGAACUCACAAAUGGAGGUGUUGACACGUGCCCUAGAGUUAAGUGGGGUCCACUUCAUUUUAUCCGUUAGGACUCCCGAUGAGAGACACGUGGCGCAGGGCCACGGUAAGAUACCGAGUGGGUUCGCGGAUCAGGUGCGAGGCAAGGGGUUUGUAAUAGAAGGGUGGGCCCCGCAGCUGGUAAUACUGAGUCACGGCGCGGUGGGAUCGUUCAUGACUCACUGCGGGUGGAACUCGGUCGUUGAAGGGUUAGUUUCAGGGGUAGUAAUGCUGACGUGGCCCAUGGGUGCGGACCAAUACACGAACGCGAAGCUGUUGGUGGAUGAAUUAGGGGUUGCGAUUCGCGCCGCAGAAGGGAUCGAGAAGGUUCCAGAAGCGAUAGUGAUGGCGAAGAGCAUGGAGAGGUCAUUGGGGAUGACGAAGGAGAGAGUUCGAGCCCUUGAGUUACGAAACGCUGCGUUGCGUGCUAUCAAGAAGGAUGGUAGCUCUCACAAGGACUUGGAUGCCCUCGUUCACAAACUCAAUCAACUUUAAGCAUUAGAAAGUGGUAUAAGCAUCUCUGCUAUUCCACCCUUAGGAAAGAACUUGAAUUAGAGUAAAAUUCACAACAGAAUAUGAUUGAAACUCAUUAAUGAAAUUCAGCAAAAGUUGCUGUUACUACAAAAAUUACACAUCUAUACAAAUAAAUAAGUGAAUAUGCAGUUAAAUAAAAUAAUUUUGUCUAUCUCUCACUCAAAUUUGAGAUAGUGACAUCGUUAACUGAAUAGGGUGAUAGGUUCUCAAAAUCACAGUCUCCUUUAGUUGAGAUUUCUUCUGUUAAGUAACACGGAUCCUUAGGUACAGGCAAUGCACCCUCGUUGCUCAAUAAUACCACUACAGUGCUCAUGUUUGGCCUAUCUUUUGGAUGAUGCUGCACACAUAAAAGACCAAUAUGAAUGCAUCGCAAGACUUCAGAGAGAAUACAAGAGUCCUCCAAACUAGCAUCAAUGAACUGCAUUGGAACACCCUCUUUCCAUGACUUCCAUGCCUAAGACAUUUUAAAACAACGGUCAUCAACCAGUUCAUAAAAUAAAAACUGAAACUGUUAAUGAUACUUACUUGCCCUGUAAGAUUAUUGUAGUCACUUAGAUAGAAGAGUCUAGAAUUUUUCUUGCCACUUAUAAUCUCUAGCAAUAAUAUGCCAAAACUAAAUACAUCGGAUUUGAUAGAGAAUAUUCCGUCAAAAGCAUAUUCUGGCGCCAUAUAACCGCUGAAAAAAAUUCAAAAAGAGUUGAUUGAAUAUAUUAGAUUAUUGUAUAAUAAUAAUAUUUUAGUAGAAAUAAAGAUACCUACAAUGUACCAACUACUUUGCUUGUAUUCCCUUCAAUUUGAUCACCUCGGCACAUUCGAGCUAGGCCAAAAUCUGAAAUUUUUGGAUUCAUCUCAUAAUCUAAUAAGACAUUACUUGCCUUAAGAUCUCUGUGUAUGAUCCUUAGUCUUGAGUCUUGAUGAAGAUAGAGUAGUCCACGGGCAAUUCCAUUUAUAAUGCAAAAGCGCUUUGGCCAAUCUAGAAGUUUACUGCGAUCAGAAUCUACCAAAUUUCAUGGUUAUCUUCUAAUAUUGCAAAAAAUAUGAGAAAAAUGAAAUUCUAAAUUCAACUAAGAAUUAGUUUUGACAGAAACACUAACCAAAGAGAAAAAAAUCAAGGCUUUUGUUGGCCAUAAAUUCGUAUACAAGUAAUUUCUCAUUAUCUUGAAUGCAGCAGCCAAGAACUUUAACAAGAUUUCGAUGUUGUAGUUUAGCACAUAGCAUAACUUCAUUCUUAAAUUCUUUUAAUCCUUGUAUAGAUGUUUGUGAAAGCCUCUUAACCGCAAUCUCUUGUCCAUCUGGUAGUGUUCCCUAAGCAAAUCACAUUUGUCAGGAAAAAAAAAAUAAAUGUAGUGAAUAACAGUUUUUGUGCUAUGUGGCACACUUACCCUGUAUACAGGUCCAAAACCCCCUUCACCAAGCUUGUUUUGAUUUGAGAAGUGAUCUGUAGCAUGUGCCAUUAAGGCAAGGUCAAAUAAUGGUAGUUCCAAGUCUUCUUGCUUGCUUUCAUUGUUCUUUACUCUUAUCCUUGUGAUGAUCUCUGUUUCCAUGCAAACGAAUUGAAUGAGAAAAAUUAUCUUGCAACCUGUACUAAAAAAGUUUCCUUUUGAACAACAACAACAACAAUUAAGACUUAUCCGCUUCCUUUUGACCUACAAUACUUUGAAAUUUAUUGUAAGUGUUUGGUUUUUAAUUAUAAGUUUUUAUUUUAAAAAUGCCAUUCAUUAUUGUGGGGUCGAAAGGAGGAAAUGACUACAAAAUCUGUUUAAUAUUUCCAGACAAUAAUAUAUAUGAAGAUUAUGAACAACGCUUCCCUCUGAUUUCAAAAGGAAUGGACACAAUCACAUCCUUCUACGACUUCAUGUGACCAUUCUAAAUAUUAUGUGUUGGCUCUUCCAUGGAAAAUAUGGGAAAAUCAUUAUGAAUAGGUAACAUGGGUUAGGCGGAGACUUACCUUUGAUUUUUGUGUUGCUCCUCCAAUGAAUGAAUAUGAAAAUUAAAAAUAUCGCAAUAACAGAAAACACAGCACUUGUGAUCACAGCCACAUUUUUCUUUGAACCACCUUUUGCACCUUGAAUUCCUUAACAAAUAAAGGGAAAUAAAUAGUCA